AUGACGGCCGAAACCAUUAUUCUAUCCACCGGCAAUACCAUGCUUCAACAAGGCGUCAAUGCCGCCGACAAUUCCCAUACCGAACUCACAUGGAGCCUACGCGACAGUUUCGAGGGCGCACAACAGGAGGCCAAAGAACUCUCACAAGAGCCCAAGCAGAAUGGCACUUCUCAGCAUGCGGAUUGGGUCUCGUACUCGGACGACGCCAAAACCCUGUACAUCCCACGACUCGACUUCACCAACAGUUCCCUACACGAAGAGAGAGACCAAUAUGACAUAACCGCAAAGAUCUUCUUCCUUUCCGAUGAAGACACUUCUGCAAGAGGGGAGCAUCUUCGUCAAGCGAUUGAUCUGGUUCAGAAGGAGCUGCACAUGCCUAAUGUCGACCUUUUGAUUGUUUCAUUCCCUGGUGUCUACUUUGACGAGGAGAGUGAGUGCUGUCCGGACAAGAUCAAGAGCAGAGGAACCAAAGAGUCUUCUCCUGAGCCUGUGGACAACCAGUUGGAAACUUGGAAGCUGGUCGAAAAGCUGCACAAAGACGGACUGGUACGAAGACUAGGCGUAUCCGAGUUUGGCGCAAACCGCCUGCAACCUUUCCUCGAGAAGGCAAGUGUUCAGCCUUCGGUCAACCAGAUCAGUCUGCGUGACUGCUGUAGCGUACCCCAGCCGCUAUCUAGCCUGGCCAAGAGCAAGAAUGUUGAACUGCUCGUCAACAAUGACUCGGUCAAUAUCAUGCCUCGUGGUACCAUCAGGGGACUUCUCGAUCACGAAGGUGCUGGUGUCCUGUCGCAAGCCUCGGAGAAGAUUGGAGAGAAGAGAAAGCGUCAAGAGAACGGUCAAAAGAUGGACGGCCAGGUCAUCCCUCAAUGGGUCAUCAAGUACACGGCUGUCGUCAGGAACCGUGGUGUGGUCGAGAACAAAGGCUACUUUGCGUGUGCCAAGUACGUCGAAGUAGAGGAGGAUGUGCCUACGAACGGACAUGCCAACUAG
This is a messenger RNA of Aureobasidium namibiae CBS 147.97, 990 nucleotides long. RefSeq lists its product as uncharacterized. The record is from RefSeq and is a predicted model, not a curated record. Gene Ontology annotation, molecular function: enzyme regulator activity; glutamate-cysteine ligase catalytic subunit binding. Lineage: Eukaryota; Fungi; Ascomycota; Dothideomycetes; Dothideales; Saccotheciaceae. Gene Ontology annotation, cellular component: glutamate-cysteine ligase complex. The transcript is spliced from 2 exons. Gene Ontology annotation, biological process: glutathione biosynthetic process. Bases 1 to 990 code for a protein of 329 amino acids.